Molecule: messenger RNA, 1800 nt
Organism: Saxophila tyrrhenica
Lineage: Eukaryota; Fungi; Ascomycota; Dothideomycetes; Mycosphaerellales; Extremaceae
Exons: 7
Coding region: 1-1800 (599 amino acids)
Source: RefSeq, a predicted model, not a curated record
AUGUUCCCCCCGACGUUCAAGAAGACGCCCGUCUUCGCCAUGCUCAUAUCGAUUUUGCACAUCUCCCUCUCAACAGCCGCUUUCUUGAAAAUGCCCAGAACAGACAUGGCAGCCCUGGGAAACAUCUACCUGCCCGUAACAGACUUCUCCAGCAAGAUCUUCGACGAAGCAAGGCAAACCCUUACGAGUCAGAUUGACAAAGCCCUCGCCGCUGGAGACUCCGAGUAUGGUCCGCUGUUCAACAACACUGCCUUCUCCGCUUCGGUGUUCAGUCUGAAAACGGGCAAGUCGAUCUUCGAGUACCACUACGAAGCACCCACGCUUGGGAAGGGAUCGUAUACGAAGGGCAAGCUCACGGAAGAUACGAUCUAUCGAACCGGCUCUCUCGGCAAGCUCCUACUCAUUUACACGUGGUUGGUGAACCUGGGAGAAUCCGCGUAUCUGGAUCCUAUCACCAAGUACAUUCCGGAGUUUGAGGAAGCUCAGAAGUCGUACAAGAACCCUAUCAUGUCCACAAAUUGGUCGGAGGUCACUGUUGGGGCGCUUGCUAGCCAGUUGUCUGGCAUUGGAAGAGAUUAUGCGCUCGGAGAUCUUUCGACACAGUCCUUCGGUGCACCCCCACCAGAGGCGGCGAUCGACAGCGGCUAUCCACCUUUACCGAAUGGUGGUCUACCUUGCGACGCCUAUGGAGACGAUCUGCCGUCCUGCAGCCGUGCCCAAUUUCUGCAAGGCAUCAUUGACCAUCCGCCCGUCAACCAUCCAUACUACACCCCAAGCUACUCAAACUUGGCCUACGCCAUCCUUGGUCUUGCUUAUGAAAAAGCGUCAGGUGGCAUGCGAUGGGACACUGCUGCCGACAAGCUCUACAACCAUGAGCUUGGCAUGCUGGCCACCACAGCUCAUGCUCCUGCAGCUGGCGCUGAUGCCGUAAUUCCCUACAAUGACAGCUACAGUCUCUUCACCUUCGACAUUGGUAUUGAGGGACCAGCGGGCAAUCAGUACACCUCCACAAAAGACCUCCGCACAUGGGGACAAGCUAUAUGGACGAAUAAGCUUCUCGACCCUGUAACAACUCGGCGGUGGAUGAAGCCCAAAACUUUCACAUCUAGAUGGACCAGUGCUGUUGGAGAUCCGUGGGAGAUCUAUCGCUUAGGCCUUCCUGUUGACGCUUUGACGGACGCAUAUCGUGUCGUGGACACCUACUCGAAAGGUGGAGAUGUUGGCCAAUAUAGCACUGCCUUCAGCUUGGUCCCGGAUUAUGAAAUAGGAUGGUCUGUCAUGGCAGCCGGUGAAGCGCCUGGCACUCAAAAGGGUCCCAUACGCCAGAUGCUUGUGGAUGUCUUCUACAACGCCAUGGAAACGGCCAUGAAAGAGCAAGCCCGCGCAACCUUCCCAGGCAUCUACAGCUGUCACGAAAUUAACUCCUCCGUCACUCUGACCGUCGACGGCAACUCCGGCGUCGAAGUCAAAUCCUGGAUCAGCAAUUCCACCGACAUGUUCAAUAACCUCUGGCUCGCCGGACACAAAGACUUUCGUCUCUACCCGACGAGCUUGAGCUACCAAGACGGCGAUAUGACGUACCAUAAGUACUAUCUGGCGACUUUGUUCGGGAAGCAUGGCUUGCAGCUACCGAGCUACGACCCUUGGUCUGAUCUUGGGGAGUACUGGAUCCAGCUUGACGGAACUAUGUAUAACAACCUGGCAACUGACUCCUGGAUCAUUGGGUUCGAUGCGGAUGGAAUGGUGCAGAGCGUCGAGUCGCAGGCUGUGAGGGCGGUGAUGUACAGGUCAAGUGAGUGA